Molecule: messenger RNA, 2166 nt
Organism: Microdochium trichocladiopsis
Lineage: Eukaryota; Fungi; Ascomycota; Sordariomycetes; Xylariales; Microdochiaceae
Exons: 1
Coding region: 317-1987 (556 amino acids)
Molecular function (GO): oxidoreductase activity
Source: RefSeq, a predicted model, not a curated record
CGACCUUUCUAAACCUCGACUUCCUCUGGUACUACUUGGCCGGCUGCCUUGUUGUAUAUACUCCUGAUUGAAAAGACCAUCCAUCGCCUGUUGUGCUUGUCAACUCCAACCCCAAGCCAACAACCACACAAGCCACCUAACCCCCAGCUGGCCUGACAAGUCCAGCAACCACCACCACAACCACCUCAACCUCGACGAGACCAACAUCAUCACGACCGUAUUGGUGCCAGCCACAAACACAACCUCUGUCACACCGAGUGGUGCUUUUCCCUCACACACAUCCAGACAUAUAAACAUAUAUAUAUAUAUACCCGCCAUGUCUUCUUCCGCCAACACCACAUCAUCGUCGGCCGCGACGCAGGUCGUCGACUCGUCAAAACCGGCCGCCGGCAGCAUGGCGCAGUACGUGGACGCGGACGACCUGCGGACCAUGUUCUCGCAGGCCAUGUCUGCCAUGUACCGGGCCGAGGUGCCGCUGUACGGGGACCUGAUCCGCAUCGUCAACGAGACCAACACGGCCGUGCUGGCGACGUCGGCCGACGCAAAGAUCGAGGCCCUGCGCCGCCACGGCAACGUCGCCGCCGAGCGCCUCGACCUCGAGCGCCACGGCGCCAUCCGCCUCGGCAAGCCCGACGAGCUGCACACCGUCCGCCGCCUCUUCCGCAUCAUCGGCCUCGACCCCGUCGGCUACUACGACCUCUCCGUCGCCGGCCUCCCCAUGCACGCCACCGCCUUCCGCCCGACCGACCCGGCCGCCCUCAAGAAGAACCCCUUCCGCGUCUUCACCACCCUCCUCCGCCCGGAGCUCCUCGUCGACGCUGACGCCCGCGACCUCGCCCUCUCCCUCCUCGCCCGCCGCAACAUCUUCACUCGCCAGCUCAUGCAACUUAUCGCUGCCGCAGAGUCCCCCGCCCAGGGCGGCCGCCUCACCACCGAGCAGGCGCCCCUCUUCAUCGCCGAGGCCAUGAAGACCUUUUCCUGGCGCGCCGCCGCCGUCGCCACCGAGGCGGAGUACCUCCAGCUGAAAGCAGAGCACCCCAUCCUCGCAGACAUUGCCUGCUUCCAGAGCUCCCACAUCAACCACCUCACCCCGCGCACCCUCGACAUCGAGGUCGCCCAGGACCGCAUGCUCGACGACGGGCUCGCCAUCAAGGACCGCAUCGAGGGCCCGCCCCGACGCAACUGCCCCAUCCUGCUCCGCCAGACCAGCUUCCUCGCCCUCGAGGAGAAGAUCAAGUUCCCCCAGUCCCUCGGCGGUAGCAGCGUCCCCGCCGCCGUAGACGAGGAGACCCUCCUCGACGACAGCCAGCACCCCGAAGACGACGACGCGGCAGACCCGGCAUCCUACAAGAUCGGCACCCACAAGGCCCGCUUCGGCGAGAUCGAGGAGCGCGGCGCCGCCGUGACACCCCUGGGCAGGAAACUCUACGACCGCCUCCUCCACGAGAGCUCCCUCGCCGCCGCCUCGGCGGGCCACCCGGCCAGCAGCCAGCGCCAGCACAACCGGCGCAUGGACGAGGCGUCCGAGCGCAUCUUUGGCGCGUCGUACCCGGACUCGUGGGACGCCCUGCGGAAACAGGGGCUCGUGUACUUUACUUAUACCCCGACCACCACCACUACUACUACUCCCGCCGUUCAGGCGACAGGGACGCCCAGUGGCGGCGAAACCGUGACAAUCGAGUCCCUCCUAACACAGGGCCUCAUCGAGGCCACCCCGCUCACAUACGAGGACUUCCUGCCCUUCUCCGCCGCGGGCAUCUUCCAGUCCAACCUCGCCACCGGCACAGAGCACCAGCACUCCCCUCCCGCCGCGACGUCCCCGUCAAAACAGCCGGGGCAGGUAAAACUGUCCAUCUCCGACGUAAAGGCCCUGGAGCGCGCCAUGGGGUGCAAGGUGCUCGACGCGGACAAGCUCUAUGCCGCCGCCCAGGCCGAGAGCUUGAGGAAAUGCGAGGUCGCGUUGGGUUUGCCCGAGGGGUCGCUGUGAAAAAAGGUUUAGGGUUCGGAAAGAAGGGGGGGGGGACAUUGCGACGAGAAAAGAAGCAGAAGAAGAAGGGAACUUAGGACUUGCGAGUAUGAGCCCAUGGCAUCUAUUGCUGGCUCGUCCACUGUGAAUAAAGAAAUGAAAUAGCCCGCGCAUAGUUUAUGAAAUCUUGUCGACAAGUA